UUUCUACUUAAUAGCUUCUAUUACUUAACGCUAUUAAUUAUUACUACUACUACUACUACUACACAGCUGUUACCGCUAGGUGCACCGUCUCUCUGCUUACCACCCACACCAUAAACUAGAACUACUACCACCACCAACUAGCUGCACCGACCUCCAACGCUACUCCUUUACCUACGGCACCAUGAAGUUCCAGCUGCUGGGUUUUCUCUGCUUCCUGCUGUUUUCACCGGCAUUUGCUGUGUAUUAUCACGCAGAUGGAACGAAACCUCAAUGUUUUAUUAAGGAUCUCCCCCGUAAUCUCGUUGUGAGCGGUAAAAUUAAGGCAGAAAUUUGGAAAGACGAUUUGAAUGCUUGGGCCGUUAGUUCUGACCAAAAGGUCCGCGCUUAUGUAGAGGAGGAAUUUGAAAAUAAUCACAUUUCCUACGACCGUAAAUUGAGUUCCGAUUCGAAAUUCAGUUUCACUACAAAUGGUGCCGGUAACCACAAGAUCUGCUUUGCUCCUGUUAGUAGCGGUUGGUUCUCGAAUCGUAAAAUUCGCAUCCAUGUGGACCUUGACUCGGCUUCGACUGCAAAGUUAAUCGCUUCCUCUGAAGACGAAGAACAAGAUUUGACUCAGCGUAUUGAGGCAUUGAAUGAGCGUCUGAAGGAAAUUCGUCAAGAGCAAGUUCAGCAACGUGCACGUGAGGCUGUUUUCCGUAACACAAGUGAGAAGGCAAACUCUAGAGCGGUUAAGUGGACGAUCAUCCAAAUUGUCGUUCUUGUCAUUACGUGUAUUUGGCAAUUGUCUCAUCUCCAGAGUUUCUUUGUCAAGGAAAAACUCGUCUAAGCAUGCAUUCAUUACAUCGCGUGUACUAGUCUAAUGAUUAAUCAAUACGAACAAGCAUCUCUUGGACUCCAGUCGGUGGUUCUAGCAAGGACUGGUUGUAAUAUUGCGGUUUUUUCAUUCAUUCGCUUAAAGAGAAAAAUAUUGUGACCGAGAAUUUAAGUUGCAAAAUAUUGGUGUCUGUGGUAUGAAUAGACGUUCCCAGAUACUCAAAAAUAUUAAUAUCGGAAGAUGCUUGGGUGGACGUGGCAAGGGAGUUUCAGCUUCUGUAACAAUUGAUGAUCGUGCUAGAGGUGACAGUAG
This is a messenger RNA of Schizosaccharomyces japonicus yFS275, 1126 nucleotides long. RefSeq names its product COPII vesicle coat component Erp5/Erp6. NCBI's taxonomy places the organism in Eukaryota, Fungi, Ascomycota, Schizosaccharomycetes, Schizosaccharomycetales, Schizosaccharomycetaceae. Gene Ontology annotation, cellular component: membrane. The record is from RefSeq and is a predicted model, not a curated record. The transcript has 4 exons. The coding region runs from base 182 to 826 and encodes 214 amino acids.